Molecule: messenger RNA, 2027 nt
Organism: Tachyglossus aculeatus (Australian echidna)
Lineage: Eukaryota; Metazoa; Chordata; Mammalia; Monotremata; Tachyglossidae
Gene: UBXN4
Product: UBX domain protein 4
Exons: 13
Coding region: 18-1565 (515 amino acids)
Molecular function (GO): protein binding
Source: RefSeq, a predicted model, not a curated record
GGCGGGUGGACGGGGCGAUGCGGUGGUUCCAGGGCGCCAUUCCGGCCGCCAUUGCGGCGGCCAAGCGGAGCGGCGCGGUCUUCGUCGUGUUCGUGGCAGGUGAUGAUGAGCAGUCCGUCCAGAUGGCUGCAAGGUGGGAAGAUGAGAAGGUGGCCGAAGCAUCUGCAGACAGUUUUAUUGCUAUUAAAAUUGAUACCCAAAGUGAAGCGUGUCUACAGUUCUCCCAAAUCUAUCCUGUAGUCUGUGUGCCAUCCAGUUUCUUCAUAGGAGACAGUGGGAUCCCAUUGGAAGUGAUAGCUGGGAGCGUCACAGCGGAGGAGCUUAUUAGCAGAAUUCACAAAGUCACACAGAUGCACAGACUAAAGAACGAUGCGACAUUUGCAGCUGACGGCCAACCGCCAGACUCUGUGUCAUCCCCGCGUUCUUCUGACGGACCCACCGGCGUGAAGGAAAGCCCGCAAGCCCUGUCUGAAGAGCACUGUGAGCCCUCCACAUCUAUCACUAUCAAACAGGAGGUCUCUCUCAGUGGAGACACCUCAGGCCCCGCCAGCCCAUCUCAGGAAGCUCACAUCCAGUCCCAGGAAAGUGGUAUGGGACGCCCGCCCGCAGAUGACCUCACAGAUAAAGUGGAAAGAAUAACCAAGAAACUCGAAGAAAGACGAGAAGAGAAGAGGAAAGAGGAAGAACAGAAGGAGAUCCAGAAGGAAAUUGAUCGAAGGAAGACAGGGAAAGAAAUGUUAGACUACAAGAGAAAGCAAGAGGAGGAGUUGACCAAGAGACUGUUGGAAGAGAGGAGCCGAGAGAAGGCAGAGGACAAGGCAGCAAGGGAGCGCAUAAAGCGACAGAUUGCAAUGGAUCGCGCUGAGAGAGCAGCUCGCUUCGCCAAGACGAGGGAAGAAGCAGAAGCUGCCAAAGCCGCUGCUCUUCAGGCCCGACAGGCCGAGAUGGAAGCUAAGAAAGAGCCGCGACCACGGGAGCGAAGCACUGUCGCGAGGAUUCAGUUCCGCCUUCCUGAUGGGUCUUCCUUCACUAACCAGUUCCCCGCCACGGUACCUCUCGAAGACGUACGGCAGUUUGCCGCCCAGGCGGUGGGCACCACUUACGGCAACUUCUCACUGGCCACAGUGUUCCCGCGGAGGGAGUUCACCCAGGAGGAUUAUGGGAGGAACCUUUCAGACCUGGAGCUGGCUCCGAGUGCUUCUGUGGUGCUGGUGCCGGCCGGGAGGACUGCUGUAGCUGCCUCCACAUCCUCGGGAGGAGACCUGUGGGCGUUCCUGGGGACAAUACUCUACCCACUCAUCGCGGUGUGGCGGAUCAUCAGCAACUUUCUCUUUGCCAGUCCUCCCCCUGCCCAGGCCGCGGCCAGACCGGCACCCCAGAUGGCGGCACCAUCAACCCCUGCCGUGGCCAGCGGCUCAGACCCCAGGGAAGCGGUGCGCAGGCGAGUGCCGGACAAGCACGGGGAGGACUUCAAGAAGGAGGGAAAGGUCUACAGGCUGAGGACGCAGGACGACGGCGAGGAUGAAAACAACACAUGGAACGGAAAUUCCACCCAGCAAAUGUAGGUUCCCCGCCAGCUGCCUGCCAUAAGCCCUGUGCCUCCUCCUGUUUUAACUCAACUUCACCAGCAGCGCGGCUGGCUGCUGAGGCCUGGUGGGGUUGACCCCCGGCCGCCUUGGCCUGCUGCCGUGGGGAUCGCCCCUCCCGACUCGGGCCUGAGCUCGGCUCACUGCCCACAAGGGGUGGCCAACGGAGGCAAGCAGCCACGCCUUCCUCCCCCGGCAGCUUACAGUCCUGUGUUUCGCCCCUUCUAGCCCAGCCCUAGACAGGCUCCCACCCAAAGCCAUGGGCCUCUGCCAAGCAACAGGUCCUAGUCGACUGGUGGCAACUGCCUCCUCCCUAGCCAAGGCAGAUGGUCAUUUUGUUUAACUCUUCCUCUAUCGCCUCUGCAACUGCAAGCAAAAUCUUGUAGUUUUUAAUCAGUUAUUCAGAAACAAAAUAAAAAAAUCUUUUCCACAACGAUCAAA